Ambispora leptoticha is the source of this 288-nucleotide messenger RNA. The record is from the annotation of a GenBank genome assembly. NCBI's taxonomy places the organism in Eukaryota, Fungi, Glomeromycota, Glomeromycetes, Archaeosporales, Ambisporaceae.
AAGAGGAAAUUGCGGAGGCAUAUAUGGUUGUAGGAGAGAGUAAUAAGCAAGAAUUAGAAGAAGGGGACGAAAAUCGAGUAGAUAAAAAAGAAGCUGACUCGCCUGAGCUUAACGAAGAGAUAUACGAAGCAAGUGCUCGACCAACCACUGUGAUUUCAUAUGAAAAGGUGGGAACUGCCUAUCAAAAAAACCUAGAAUACAUGGGCCCAAGUAAAUCGUAUAGCAAUACCUACCAAGUAUAUUAUCACCCAGCCAAUUUCGAGCAUCUUGUGCUGGAAUUAUUGGAUC